GACCUUGUCGUGGGACGCGCGUAUCGGUGCGGCGUCACCCCCGUCGUAUACCGGUGAAUCGUGAAUGUCGCGGGGAUUAAAAUCGUCACAGUUCAGUGUAUCUGUAGUGUAUGUUUCAGUGUAUCUGUAGUGUAACCGUCACCGCGGGGUAUCGCGACACACUCUCGUCUCUCUCGCGAAGAUCGAGUGAAGAUAAUGGUAAUUGUCGCGAAUUGAUAACUGCCCGAUGUAGAGAACGAUCGCGUUUCGGUGAGUAACGUUGUGAUAUCGAACGUAUAAAACAUCUUAUAAAAGUGCCAUAUUCAGUAGUAAAAAUAUCACAAGUGCAACGGAGUGUUUUCGUACGUCGGUAAUUUGCGGGAAAGCUGGGGAAUGGAAAGGAGGGGAGAGAGGGAAGGAGCAGUCGUCCCGAACGCAUUCCUGGAAAUGCGUGACCGUUGAAUCUUAUUUUCGCGAAUAAAUAAACGCAAUACUAGUUUGUUUUCUCGUCGUCGAGCGUCGCGAUAUGUGACGAAAGGAUGUGUGACGACGCGUCGAAGCGGUCGAAUUAACCUCGGAAUAUCGUGUCAAGUGUCGCUCGAUCGUCAUUAAUUAACUGUGUUUUCGCGAGUGAAUUUUGUGCGAAUGCGGAAUUCUAACCUGAGAGGAGGAGGCGGCCUGGGAGGCAUCGGGCAUCGGCGGAGCAACUUUGAGUUGGUGAUACACGCAACUCCGCUGCUAUGCAUCGGUGUUGCCACUGAGAGACAAUGUGCAAAUGAAGCGAUUCAAAUUAUUAAUAAUAACAAUGAACUUAAUGAAGAACAGAAAAAUUUAAUAACAAGAAUAGAAACAAAGUUGGAACUGGUUACGUGUGCCAAAGCUGUAUGUGGAAUACGAAAGAAGACAUUAAUCAUUAAUUUAUCUGGUCUCGAAGAUAAAGUAAAACUCCUUGCAAAAAUUGUAGAUUCGCUGGACAAUGCGUUGUGUGUGAUACACAACAACAAAUAUCCAAGUUCUCCGCAAUCUGAUAAUGAUUCUUCAAAUCAGGAAAUAGAUGAGAAUUCAGAUGAAAGCAUAUUAACAUUAUCAUGUGAUGAAGCAUUUGAUAUAAAAGAUAAUCCAAACAAUCGCAAUAAAAAAUUGUUUCCUACAAUUUCUUUAGAAGAAGCAUUGAUAAUAUUAGAUGAAGUGGCAUAUACAAGUGCACUUACAAGAAACACUGAAUUAGUAAAAUCAAGUGAUGCUUAUGGCAGAGUACUGAGCGAAAACAUAUUUUCAAAUUGUAAUGUGCCACCAUUUAGAACUUCUAGUAAGCAUGGAUAUGCAGUAUUGGCAUCUGAUGGACAAAAAUUGCGAAAAUUGUUGCACGGGAAAAAUUAUUUUCCUCCAAUUUCGCUUCAACCUGGAACAUGCGUAUGGGUCGACAGUGGAGCGCCUAUUCCCGAUGAGGCCACAUCGGUUGUGCACGUAAAAGAUACGCAGAUGUUAGAAUGUUUAACUAAUGACGAUGUGUACAUUGACAUAAUGACUAAACCAAGGCAUAUGCAAAAUAUUAGACCUAUUGGUUACGACUUAGCGAAAGGACACAUAGUUAUUAAUGAAUUCACACGUAUUGGCCCGGAAGAGAUGGCAAUCUUGGCAGCUUCUGGUUGCAAAGAUGUUUUAGUCUUUAAACAGUUGUCUAUAGGAGUGUUAUCCAUCGGUGAUAACUUGGAAGAACCUGGAGAACCUUUAAAACCAGGAUACGUUCACGAUAUAAAUAGAAUAACUUUAAUCUCACUAUUAAGACAUAAUGGUUUCUCCUCUUUAGAUUUAGGAAUUGUAAAUGACAACUCGUCGUCUAUAAAAGAAAACAUCGAGCAAGCUCUAAGUAAAGUAGAUAUACUUGUUACAACAGGCUCUGUUAAUGAUAAAGAUUUAUUGAAAAAUAUUUUAACGAAAUACUUUAGAGCCAAAAUAUAUUUUGGUAAUAUAGAUAUAAAACCAGGGAAAUCGACGACAUUCGCUAAGUGCAUGAUCGAUUAUAAGCCAAAGCAUUUGUUAUGUUUCUCGGGAAAUCCGUUAUCCGCUAUUACUACCGCACAAUUAUUUCUUUUACCUUUUGUAAAUAAAAUAAGUGGCUAUAAACUUUCGGACUUUGCUGUAGUUCCAGUUCACGUAGAUGAACCGUUUAUUUCACAUCGUCGUCUUAGAUUUGUGUGGUCGCGUAUAAAGUGGUCUGAAAAACAGUCUUUGAUGGCUAGCAACAUGGACAAUCUUUACAACGAUAAGUUAUGUAACAUUGUAGGUUCAAAUGCACUUUUAUCAUUACCAAAGAUUCUUAUGAAUUGCAAAUUACUGUCUCAAGGCUUUGCUACAAUGGUAGGAUAUCUCAUUGACUUUCGACUCUUUGAUAAUAUAUUAUCGUAAAGUUUAAAUUUGGAAGAUGAAAGAUUAUAAUGCUGUACAAUAUGUUUAUACGUAUUUUUGCUUUUAAAAUUAUAACUUAAAAUAUAUCUUUAGCUUAAGUAAUUUUGCUUCACAUCCAUACUGCAUCGAUUGAUAUGGAAAGCAAAAGUUUUUGUAAAGGUUUCGAUACAUUUCAUGUUUAAUAAUUUUGAAAGAAUUCUACAAAAUUUUAUAUGAAAUAUUACAACGAAAAUGUUUCUAAAAUAUAGUAAUAUAAAAUGUUGCAAUAGAAAUGUAUUAAAAUCGAUUACUUGCAAUAAAUUUGCAAUAUAUUUAAUUAGAAUAAAAAAUUAUUAUGACAUUAAACUGACGUCACAAGAAUUACUAAAAAUUUUUUAUAAUUUUUAUUACAAAUUAGGAAAAUAAUAUAUUUUGUAUAUUUUACAUACAGUUUCUUAAUAAUUCUUUUGAUCUAGGUUUGACAUUUAAAUAAGUAACGUAGCUGCUUACUUAUAUUUAUUUUUAUAUACUGUCAACCAAGAAAAUAUUUUUGCGUUUAUUUUUCUUACACUACUUUAUUUCCUUUAUUACCGCGCAUGCGAAAAACUUGGCACAGGUCACAAAACUGAAUACAUUUUGAAUAUUGAAAAAGAAAAAUAUAAACAGUAUCUUAUCACGAAACGUAUGUACAUCAUUUCGAUUGUUAGACAAAGUUAGUGAGAUCGACAAACGUGACAGUUGGAAAACGAUCGAACGUACGGCAAAAGCUAAUGAGUGUCAAUAAACAAAAAAUCGCUAAGAAACAUCGAAAGAAGCAGAAAUGGCAAUAAAAGUUAAAAUUAUAAUUUGUAUGUACUUUUGUGAUACGUGUGAUUGUGUAUGAUUGCGUGUAUUCUUUAUUAUAGACUUGCAAAUGUUGCAUAUAUAUACAAUAAAUCUAUUUUUUAAUUA
This is a messenger RNA of Monomorium pharaonis (pharaoh ant), 3318 nucleotides long. Its product is annotated as gephyrin. Gene Ontology annotation, molecular function: molybdopterin molybdotransferase activity. Gene Ontology annotation, cellular component: cytosol; cytoplasm; postsynaptic specialization. The coding region runs from base 625 to 2388 and encodes 587 amino acids. Gene Ontology annotation, biological process: postsynaptic neurotransmitter receptor diffusion trapping; molybdenum incorporation into molybdenum-molybdopterin complex; establishment of synaptic specificity at neuromuscular junction. NCBI's taxonomy places the organism in Eukaryota, Metazoa, Arthropoda, Insecta, Hymenoptera, Formicidae. The transcript is spliced from 13 exons. The record is from RefSeq and is a predicted model, not a curated record.